Molecule: messenger RNA, 446 nt
Organism: Psylliodes chrysocephalus
Lineage: Eukaryota; Metazoa; Arthropoda; Insecta; Coleoptera; Chrysomelidae
Source: the annotation of a GenBank genome assembly
UGUCUUGAUAAAAAAACUCAGAAAAAAUGUCUGGACGUGGCAAAGGUGGUAAAAGCAAAAAUAAAUCAAAAUCUCGUUCAGCUCGUUCAGGACUUCAAUUUCCUGUAGGGAGAAUUCACAGAUUAUUACGUAAGGGACACUACGCUGAAAGAGUCGGGGCGGGGGCUCCGGUUUAUUUAGCUGCCGUACUGGAAUAUUUGGCCGCAGAAGUUUUGGAAUUAGCAGGUAAUGCUGCAAGGGACAACAAAAAGACCAGAAUCAUUCCAAGACAUCUACAACUAGCCAUCAGAAAUGACGAGGAAUUGAACAAGCUACUGUCUGGUGUGACCAUUGCACAAGGAGGUGUAUUGCCAAACAUCCAAGCUGUUUUACUGCCAAAGAAGUCUGGUUCAGGAACCGUUGCUGCAGGAGGAAAAUCUAACAAGACGCAAUCACAGGAUUAUUGA